Polyodon spathula (Mississippi paddlefish) is the source of this 2205-nucleotide messenger RNA. Its product is annotated as MIF4G domain-containing protein B. The coding region runs from base 149 to 817 and encodes 222 amino acids. NCBI's taxonomy places the organism in Eukaryota, Metazoa, Chordata, Actinopteri, Acipenseriformes, Polyodontidae. Gene Ontology annotation, biological process: regulation of translational initiation. The transcript has 6 exons. The record is from RefSeq and is a predicted model, not a curated record. Gene Ontology annotation, molecular function: translation activator activity; RNA binding; protein binding. Gene Ontology annotation, cellular component: cytosol.
GAGAACACGAGGAAGUGACCCAGCAAAGCGAGGAGGAAGAGUCUCGUAUGUAAACAGUUUCUUCACCUUGAGCUGAGAUUAUAAAGUGGUUCCAGUUUACGGUGCUAUUACCCUCCCUGCAGGAGGAGAGUGCGUGUGUGUGUAAACCAUGGAGAAUUCAAACAAGGAGGAGUACAAGAUCCAGUCCUUUGAUGCGGAAACACAGCAGCUGCUAAAAACGGCGCUGAAAGAGCCAGGUGCGGUGGACCUGGAGAAGGUGGCCACAGUGAUUGUGGAUCAGUCGCUGAAGGACCAGGUGUUCAGUAAAGAAGCCGGUCGGAUCUGCUUCACCAUCGUUCAGGCAGAGACCAAGCAGAGCGGCUCCAACAUGUUCCGGAGGAGCCUCCUGAACCGGCUGCAGCAGGAGUUCAAGAACCGGGAGGAGACUCGGAGCAGGUCCUUGCAGGAGUGGGUCUGCUACGUCACCUUCAUCUGCAAUGUCUUCGACUACCUCAAGGUGAACAACAUGCCCAUGGUGGCGCUGGUCCACCCUGUGUAUGAUUGUCUCUUCAGACUGGGCCAGGCGGACUCGCUGCAGAACGAGGAGGAGGUGGACUGCCUGGUGCUACAGCUGCACCGGAUCGGGGACCAGCUGGAGAAGAUGGACGUGCAGCGUAUGGACGACCUGUUCUUCUUGCUGCGGGAUGGCUUCCUGCUGCAGGAGGGGCUCAGCUCGCUGGCACGCCUCCUGCUGCUGGAGAUCCUGGAGUUCAGGGCGGGGGGCUGGCGGCUCAGUGACACGGGACAGAAAUACUACUACAGUGAGCUCGUGGACUGAGGAGGGACAGGAGCAGGGCAGGGGUUAGAGAUGGCAGAUAUCACAGUGGGGCAAGGGUCGGGGAAAGAGAUCUUAGCAGAGAGCAGACCAGCUAGAUACAACUACAAUCCACUACAGUGAAGCACGCACACAUUUUGGCGAAUGCCUAUUGGCUUCUAGUUGCACCUAAGUGCAGUAUCAGGUGUGUAAAGGAGUUGGUUUUUGGCCACUAAAUGAAGUUCCAAGAUGUUAAAAUACUGCUCAGUAAUGUAAUCAUUCAGCAAGAUUCAGUGGCUCUCAUCCUUAAACUUAGUUCACAGCUGCAGGUAUACUGUCAGCUUGAACAGAUACAACAUGAAGUGUAUGCUUUUCAGAUAUGUAAAGUGUGCACACUUCUCUAGAUUACACAGUCUUAGAUUUUUCAAACCAGCCCCAACAGGAUUGACUCCUGACGCCUCUAACCCUACAGAAAACCCCAGAGUGCAUCACUGUGACUGCUGAGCACCAGCUGAGUCAAACCAAACAGAUCACUUUAGUUGUGCUGCAGGCUUCACUGUGCGUGCAUGGGUCCAGCAGAUCUUUAAUCACAGGUUUGCCUUCCUUUUUUGAUGGGUGGGGGGUUGUUUAGUUUCGUAACAGCCCCGGUUGCAGUUUGACAGGUCUGUCCAUGCCCCGUGCAGUGAUGGUCUCACGUCAUGGUUGCUUUACACAUGCUGACAGAAGGGGGUGCUGUUUCCACAUCACAUUCUCUGUUCAUGUACCUGUUUUGGGAUGUGAUUGGUUGCAAUACACAGAUCUAGGAGUAGGCUAAUCUGGAUUUUUUUUUUUUCUUUUUAUAACUUUUCUACACUGUUUUUGAUACAGAAGUUGAUUCAUUAAGCCAGGGCUGAACCACUUUCUGGUGCUGAAAAAAAAAAAAAAAACAUAAUGUAAUGUAAAGAAUUCUUGUUGAUUGGAGUUGGAAGAAAUGUUGUUACCAUGUUGUUUCCAUUAUCAACUUCACACCCAGGUCGUGCUAAUCCAGGAUCAGGGCGAGGGUCAGUUCCUGCUUUUCAGUUCCAUUUUAAAAUCAAUUUCCAGUUCCUUUUAAAUCAUUCCUAGAACAUUACUGAGCAAAACUGCACGAAAUGAAAGCUGGUUUUACUACCAUUGCUCUCUCUUUCUAUUUCUUGCCUUUAAAAGACAUUGCCUCAGCAAAGGCCAUUGCCCAGGAUGAAAACUGUAAACGGUAAACUGUAGCUGCCAAUCGCUUGAUUGUGUGCAUCGCCUUUAAGAACGCAGUGUUCAGGGUUUGGGAAAACAGAGGGGCAAAAUUCACCUUUCUUUUUGUCAUUAAGGAUUUUGAGAUGUUUUCUCAUGCAUGAGAUUAAAUAGGUCACAAGGUAUGAAAUACAUAUAUAUAUAUAUAU